Messenger RNA from Elgaria multicarinata webbii, 2358 nucleotides. Its product is annotated as vomeronasal type-2 receptor 26-like. The record is from RefSeq and is a predicted model, not a curated record. Gene Ontology annotation, cellular component: plasma membrane. Gene Ontology annotation, biological process: G protein-coupled receptor signaling pathway. Gene Ontology annotation, molecular function: G protein-coupled receptor activity. The transcript is spliced from 5 exons. NCBI's taxonomy places the organism in Eukaryota, Metazoa, Chordata, Lepidosauria, Squamata, Anguidae. Bases 1 to 2358 code for a protein of 785 amino acids.
AUGUUUGCCUUUCAUGAAAUUAACAAUAAUGCUGAAUUGUUGCCCAAUACCACACUGGAUUCCAAGAUUUAUGACAAUGCUUUUAAUGCAAGGCAAAGCUCUUGGGCCACUCUGGAUUUUCUCUUCACCAGUCAAGGAAAUCCCCCCAAUUACGAAUGUGUCAGGGAAAAGAAAUUAAUGGCUGUCAUUGGAGGGCUUACCUCUCAGAACUCCAUCCAGAUGACUAACAUCUUGAAUACCUACAAAGUACCACAGAUCAGCUAUGGCUCAUCUGAUCCAGCUUUGAGGGACAAGACCCAGUUCCCUUCCUUCUAUCGGAUGGUCCCAAAUGAAGAUCCUCAGUAUGCUGGAAUUGUUCAGCUGCUCAAGCAUUUUGGAUGGAACUGGGUUGGCCUCAUUGUUUCAGAUGAUGACAGCGGAGAAACCUUCCUUCGGAAACUGACACCAAAGCUCUUGCACAGUAAUAUUUGCAUUGCCUGGUUACAACUGAUCCCACUAGUGGCUGCAUUUGUAAAAAGUGACCUGUUUCAAGAGAAAUUGGGAACAAUUCAAUCAUCUCUGUCAGUGACUGAAAUCAAUGUGAUUCUUGUGUAUGGAGAUAGUCAAUCUCUGGAGGCUUUACAAAUAGUUUUAUACUCUGAAGAAAUUAUUUAUAGGUAUCCUAUGGAGAGGGUGUGGAUCACAACUGCUGAAUGGGAUUUCAUGGCUAUGGGAUCUGUGAGAAGAUUCCCUACUAAAUCCUUCAAUGGCACCUUGUCAUUCAGAGUGCAUACAAAUGUGGUGCCAGGAUUUCAAGAUUUUGUUGAGACGAUCAAUCCUUUCCAGUCUACUUUUUAUUUCAUCCAUCAAUUCUGGCUCAGUGCAUUUCUCUGUUCCUUCCCUAUGUAUAACCUCUAUGUCCCAAACAAGGGAAACUGCACAGGGAUGGAGAGGCUGAGGAGCCUUCCUGGAACAGUGUUUGAAAUGGGUAUGUCUGCCCAGAGCUACAGUAUCUACAACGCUGUUCAUGCUGUCGCACAUGCUCUUAAUGCCAUAGCUUCAUCAAGUACCAAACAGAAAGGAAUGGGACAUGGAGGAAUGUGGAAUGUUCAACCAUGGCAGCUUCACCGGUUUCUGAGGAACAUCUGUUUUAAUAAUAGUGCUGGUGAAGAAAUAUGUUUUGAUGACAAUGGAGACCAGGUAGGGGGAUACGAUCUCAUGAACCUGGUCACCUUCUCCAAUGAAUCCUACCAGAGAAGACAAGUUGGAAAGGUGGACCCCCAGGCUCCUAUGGGGAAAGAGUUCAUCAUUAAUGGAAGUGCUAUUGUGUGGAAUCACAAGUUUAAUCAGAUGGUGCCCAGUUCCACUUGCGUCGAGAGCUGCCACCCUGGACAGAGCAUGUUCAUCCAGCAGGGGAAGCAAGUCUGUUGCUACGAUUGCAUGGAAUGCCCCCAGGGGAGGAUUUCAAAACAGAUGGAUGCAGACCUAUGUGAAAAGUGCCCAGAUGAUCAGUAUCCCAAAAACAAUCAGGAUCAAUGCAUCCCUAAAAUCAUAAGCUACCUAUCCUUUGAGGAGCCCUUGGCAAUGGUUCUGGCUUCCUUGGCUAUUUUGCUCUCUGUAAUCACAGCUGUGGUGAUGUGGAUCUUCCUUCAGCACCACAAUACUCCCAUCGUCAAAGCCAACAACUGGAGCAUUACGUGCGCCCUGCUCUGCUCUCUGCUGCUCUGUUUUCUCUGCUCCUUCUUGUUCAUUGGGUGGCCUGCGAAGGUGACCUGCCUGCUGAGACAAACAGUAUUUGGUGAGGUCUUCUCCAUCGCUGUUGCUUGUGUGUUAGCAAAGACCACCACUGUGGUUUUGGCCUUCAUGGCCACCAAGCCUGGAAACAGAGUGAGGAAAUGGGUUGGGAAGAGACUUGCUGUAUCAGUCAUCAUUCUCUCAUCUCUUAUUCAAGCUGGCAUCUGUGCUGUGUGGCUGGCAAUGUCUCCCCCUUUCCCAGAGUUGGACAUGCACUCCCAGGUUGACACGAUCAUUGUUCAAUGCAACGAAGGCUCAGCCCUCAUGUUCUACAUUGUCUUGGGCUACAUGGGGCUUUUUGCUAUCAUCAGCUUCACUGUGGCUUUCUUUGCCAGGAAGUUGCCUGAUACUUUCAAUGAAGCCAAAUUGAUCACUUUCAGCAUGUUGGUCUUCUGCAGUGUUUGGGUGUCUUUUGUGCCAACAUACCUGAGCACCAAAGGGAAAUACAUGGUGGCCGUGGAGAUCUUCUCCAUCUUGGCCUCUGGUUCUGGCUUACUGGGUUGUAUCUUCCUCCCCAAGGUAUACAUUAUUAUGCUGAGGCCUGAGCUGAACACCAGAGAACAAUUAGUAAGGAAAAAAGAAUAG